AUUUCCUGCGGGUGGCUCGCAGCGACGGGCUGGGCGCUGCCGCCGCCGCCGCCGCUGCCGCCGCGGGCAUGGCCAAGCCGGCGGACCACGUGAAGCGGCCCAUGAACGCCUUCAUGGUCUGGUCGCGGGCGCAGCGGCGCAAGAUGGCCCAGGAGAACCCCAAGAUGCACAACUCGGAGAUCUCCAAGCGGCUGGGCGCCGAGUGGAAGCUGCUGAGCGAGGCCGAGAAGCGGCCCUUCAUCGACGAGGCCAAGCGCCUGCGGGCCAUGCACAUGAAGGAGCAUCCGGACUACAAGUACCGGCCGCGGAGGAAACCCAAGACGCUCCUCAAGAAGGACAAGUUCGCCUUCCCGGUGGUCUCCUACGGCUUGUCCGACGUCGGCGACCCCCACGUCCACCCCCUCGGGCCGCAUCACCCGGCGCUCAAAGCCGGCGCCCUCCACGGCCACGAAGCCCUCCUGUCCAACCCGGAGAAAGCCGCCGCUGCCGCUGCGGCUGCCCGCGUCUUCUUUCCUCCCUCCGCUGCGGCGGCUGCAGCGGCGGCCGCAGCCGCGGCUGCGGGCAGCCCUUACUCGCUGCUCGACCUGGGCUCAAAGAUGGCAGAGAUCUCGUCCUCGGCGGGCUCCGGCGGCGGUUCAGCGGCUGGACUGCCCUACGCCGCCUCCUCGCUGGCUUACCCGACGGCUGGAGGCGCUUUCCAUGCCGCCGCAGCUGCAGCGGCCGCCGCCGCGGCCAACGGAGGCCACAGUCAUUCGCACCCGUCCCCCGGCAACCCCGGCUACAUGAUCCCCUGCAACUGCAGCGGCUGGCCCAGCCCGGGACUCCAGCCGCCCCUGGCCUACAUCCUGCUGCCUGGCAUGGGCAAACCUCAACUGGACCCUUACCCGGCGGCGGCCUACGCCGCGGCCCUAUGACAAUCAGCCCCCUGAUGAGGAGCCCGGGGCCGAGAAGAGCUGGGCGGCCCUCGCGGGGCCCGGACUGCAGGCGCAAGGAGAGAGCGCAGGCCGUCAGUCCUGCCUGGCUCCCCGCGAGAAACCCGCAGCCUGGCGCUUGGCUCGCCCUCUCUGCAGCUCCUGAGACGGGAACCCACGUCGGUGAUCUCCCGGCUUAACUCCCCGCUACGGCUGGAGGGGCCUAGAAGUCGCUGCUUCCUCGAUCUUUCCUUUCCGGGAAGAUCCCGCCUUGCCAACCGCAAGACCCGCUUCCGACGACCUUGGGUGUUGCUUUGCUUUCCGUUCCAUGAUCCCCCACCCCCCCACAUGCCCGCUUUCGUCUCCUCUCUCCUUCGCUCCCCCCCCC
Molecule: messenger RNA, 1299 nt
Organism: Thamnophis sirtalis
Lineage: Eukaryota; Metazoa; Chordata; Lepidosauria; Squamata; Natricidae
Gene: SOX21
Product: SRY-box transcription factor 21
Biological process (GO): neuron differentiation; positive regulation of transcription by RNA polymerase II; negative regulation of transcription by RNA polymerase II
Cellular component (GO): nucleus
Molecular function (GO): DNA-binding transcription activator activity, RNA polymerase II-specific; RNA polymerase II cis-regulatory region sequence-specific DNA binding
Source: RefSeq, a predicted model, not a curated record